UAUAGUGGGCGGAGCCUGGAGGAAUACAGGUGGGAAAAGGUGACUCAGCCCUGAGUAAAGGAAGUAGCUAGCUUGCUAGUUAGAUAUUAGAGUAGAAGUUUUGUGAUUUUUUUUAAAAGAAUAGAAUUAAAUACCAGUGCUGCAUUUAAUAUUUAAGAUUUAAAUAUAACAUUUAACAUUUUUGUCGCUUUGUUAGUAUGCUAGCUCAGUGUAUGCUAGCUCAGUGUGUAUGCUAGCUCAGUGUGUAUGCUAGCUCCUGCAGAGGUAAUGGUUGAGUGGCUAGUCAGCAGAAUGGCAUGGGCAUGAUGACAGCUGAUUAAUCGUCAUGACACAGUAAAAAGAAGAAGAAAAUGCCAGCUUCAUCUUUGUAAUCUGUCUUGUUGAAGCUUCAGGCUGAAAGUCCUUGUGAUUAGCCAGGCUGAGUUGGUUGGCAGGUUUGGGGAUUAGUGUUUGUGUUCAGACUGGAUGUCAUGGUUUAUUCCUGGAGCCAUGUCCUGUAAAUCUAAAGUAGCUCCCAGUGUGGAUUUUGACCACAGUUGCUCGGACAGUGUGGAAUAUCUCACCCUUAACUUCGGCCCCUUUGAGACCGUCCAUCGCUGGAGAAGACUUCCACCCUGUGAUGAGUUUGUGGGUGCGAGGCGAAGCAAGCACACUGUCGUAGCCUACAGAGAUGCCAUCUACGUGUUCGGAGGAGAUAAUGGGAAGAACAUGCUGAAUGACCUGCUGCGCUUCGAUGUGAAGGACUGCUCAUGGUGUCGGGCGUUUACCACCGGGACUCCACCCGCCCCCCGAUAUCACCACUCUGCUGUAGUGUAUGGAAGCAGCAUGUUUGUGUUUGGUGGAUAUACAGGAGAUAUCUAUUCAAACUCCAACUUGAAAAACAAAAACGAUCUGUUCGAGUACAAGUUUGCUACGGGGCAGUGGACAGAAUGGAAGGUGGAAGGAAGGUUAGUAGCGCGCUCCGCCCAUGGGGCCACGGUGUAUAACGAUAAGCUGUGGAUCUUUGCUGGUUAUGAUGGAAAUGCAAGGCUGAAUGACAUGUGGACUAUAGGUCUUCAGGAUCGAGAGCAGGCCUGCUGGGAGGAGAUCGAGCAGAGCGGCGAGAUUCCCCCAUCCUGCUGUAACUUCCCUGUCGCUGUGUGCCGGGACAAGAUGUUCGUCUUCUCUGGCCAGAGUGGAGCCAAAAUCACCAACAACCUUUUCCAGUUCGAGUUUAAAGGUCACAUAUGGACCCGUAUCCCAACCGAGCAUUUACUCAGAGGUUCCCCGCCGCCGCCGCAGAGACGUUACGGCCACACCAUGGUAGCAUUCGACCGCCACCUCUAUGUGUUUGGUGGAGCGGCAGAUAACACGCUGCCCAAUGAGCUGCACUGCUACGAUGUGGACUCUCAGACCUGGGAGGUGAUUCAGCCCAGCACCGACAGCGAGAUGCCUAGCGGGAGGCUGUUCCACGCAGCCGCGGUGAUCCACGAUGCCAUGUACAUUUUCGGAGGAACAGUCGACAACAACGUUCGAAGUGGAGAGAUGUACAGAUUUCAGUUCUCUUGCUAUCCGAAAUGCACCCUUCAUGAAGAUUACGGAAAGCUGUGGGAAAACCGACAGUUCUGCGACGUGGAGUUUAUCCUCGGAGAGAGGGAGGAGAGGGUUCUGGGCCAUAUUGCCAUAGUAACAGCACGAUGUCAGUGGCUGCGGAAGAAGAUUCUUCAGACCAGAGAUCGACAGAAACAAAGAAGUAAACAUGAGGCCAGUGAGGAGAGCGAGGAGUCUGGAACAGGCAGACAGAAGGAUGGCUCCAGUACUUUAAGGCCAUCAGGAGGUCCUCCUCUGUUGGAGGUGUCCAUCAGAGAGGCCGAGGCUCAGCCGUUCGAGGUGCUGAUGCAGUUCCUGUACACGGACAAGAUCCAGUACCCACGCCGAGGCCAUGUUCAAGAUGUCCUGUUGAUCAUGGACGUAUAUAAACUUGCCCUGAGUUUCAAGCUUUCGCGGCUGGAGCAGCUGUGUGUGCAGUACAUCGAGGCCUCGGUUGACCUGCAGAACGUCCUCAGCGUGUGCGAGAAUGCAAACAAACUGCAGCUCGACCAGCUCAAGGAGCAUUGCCUUAACUUUGUGGUGAAGGAGACUCACUUUAAUCAGGUGAUUAUGACCAAGGAGUUUGAGCAUCUUUCCACUCCUCUCAUCGUGGAGAUCGUCCGACGCAAACAGCAGCCACCUCCCAGAGUCUACUCGGACCAACCGGUCGAUAUAGGUACAUCGCUGGUGCAAGACAUGAAGGCUUAUCUGGAAGGGGCGGGGCUGGAAUUCUGUGACAUCAUCCUGCUGUUGGACGGUCAUCCUCGGCCAGCGCACAAAGCCAUUCUGGCAGCUCGCUCCAGCUAUUUUGAAGCGAUGUUCCGCUCGUUCAUGCCCGAGGACGGACAGGUGAACAUCUCCAUCGGAGAAAUGGUGCCGAGCAAACAGGCCUUCGAGUCCAUGCUGCGCUACAUUUACUACGGAGACGUCAACAUGCCUCCAGAGGACUCGCUGUACUUGUUUGCAGCUCCGUAUUAUUACGGUUUCUCAAACAACAGGUUGCAGGCUUACUGCAAGCAGAACCUGGAGAUGAACGUUACUGUGGAGAACGUCCUGCAGAUCCUCGAGGCAGCGGAUAAGACUCAGGCUCUGGACAUGAAGAAGCAUUGUCUGCAUAUUAUAGUGCACCAGUUUAUCAAGGUGUCCAAGCUCCCCAACCUGCGAUCGCUCAGCCAGCCGCUGCUGUUGGACAUCAUAGAGUCUCUGGCAUCACACAUAUCAGAUAAACAGUGUGCCGAGAUGAGCUCCGAUAUAUAGGCAUGUCUCCUGGUCUCGUCUCUUCUCUUCUCACCUGUUUGUUUAUUCAUCUCAUGCAGUGUCUCUGCCGUGCCCCCCCCCGUCCCUUUUCUCCACGCUUGUUCUUCCUACAGCCUGCUUCUCUUUCCUCUAACAACUGAAUCUGUGGACAUUUCUGUGCAUGGUUUACUUCCUGACAGAUAUACACUAACACGUUCAUUUUCUAAUAUACGAAGUGGUUUAUUUAAAGUACCUCUGAACAUGUCACCUGAAUCCGUUUACGUAGGAUUAUAAAAUCGUCCUACGAUAAAUGAUUCCCGAAUUUAUGAAUAUGCAAAUCAGAAAGGCUUUCUCAUGACCUGCUGCUGUAAGUAGAACGUAAUCGUCGGCAAAUAACCGUGGUACAAGUGGAAUAGAACGCUGUAUGACCAAAAGUAUGUGAACGCUUGACUAUCACACCCAUAUGUGGUUCUUUCUCAAACCGUCCCACAAAGUUUGAAGCACGCGGUUGUAUACUUUGUACGCUGGAACAUUUAAGAUUUCCCUUCGAUGGGAUGAAAAGGCCCCAGACGUGUUUCAACACGACAGUGCUCCUGCGCACAAAGCAAGCUCCGUGAAAACUUUCAAAUCUGGUGUGGAAAAAUUCAAGCGUCCUGUAUAAAGCCCUUACUGAACUCGACCCCACUGAACACUUUUAAGAUGAACUGGGACGAAGGUUAUGUGCUCAUCAUGUCGAUCAGUGCCUGAUCUCGCUAAUGCUCUUGUGGCUGAACGAACGCACAUCCCACCCCCCAGCCACGCCCCAAAAUCUAGGGGAAAGCCUACCGUGAAGAAUGAAAGUUAUUAUAGCUAAUCAGUGGGACUAAAUCUGGAAUGGGAUGUUCAACAAGCACAUAUGGGUAUGAUGGGCAGGUGUUCCGAUACUUUUGACUUUCAGCGUAGUUUGUAAAUGUUGUCUGUACAUGACUGUGUCUUUCAACUCGCUAGUAAAUUUCUGUCAUUUAAUGAUUUGCAUAUCAGACGUGAUCGGUCCAGAGGCUAUUUUCUGACAUCACAAUCUGAGCGAGUCUUUUAUCUCGUUCUGUUUAUAACACUUGAAGCAAAUCGGUUAUGUUUUUAAGUUCAGGGGUACUUUAAAAUGAUUCUUGACAUUGUAAUGUAAACGAAAACAUGUAUCUUAACAUAAUGGCAAUUAUGUGACCUAUUAUUAUUAUUAUAACCAACACCUGUUAAGUAUCAUUAACGUCUCUUUACACUGGUGCCGUUAUUAAUCAAUCCCCUUAAGUGCUUUGAAUCUCUGAAUGUUUUCUACACUGCACUGUAAAUAUUAUAUACUGAGAUUUAUUUAUUCCUAAACCGUUCCAUUUAUUUUUUUGACCUCUUUAUUGUUCGUUCUAAAUGCUUCUGCUUGCAGUUGAAUGACUGUAACCUAAAUAAAUGUACAGCUUCAUAUUUCUGGUACUGUACGAUUUCUAUAUUAACUGCAGAGACCUUAAGUGGACUUACUGUAUCUAUAUUACGUCUUCCUUAAUAAAAUUUCAAAAGUUUGA
This is a messenger RNA of Neoarius graeffei (lesser salmon catfish), 4355 nucleotides long. RefSeq names its product leucine zipper like post translational regulator 1 (gene lztr1). Gene Ontology annotation, molecular function: protein binding. The transcript has 20 exons. The record is from RefSeq and is a predicted model, not a curated record. Bases 466 to 2826 code for a protein of 786 amino acids. NCBI's taxonomy places the organism in Eukaryota, Metazoa, Chordata, Actinopteri, Siluriformes, Ariidae. Gene Ontology annotation, cellular component: Golgi apparatus.